AUGGGCGGAGGAGGAGGACAGAGGCGCUCGUGGCGGCGGGUUGAGGCCGCACUCAACCGCGCCUUCGCUGACAGUGCCGCCGGACGCUACUUCAAGAUCGAUGCUCGGGACACCUCCUUCACGAAGGAGCUCCGCGCCGGCGCCGCCACCUUCCUCACCAUGGUCUAUAUCAUCUCCGUCAACGCUGCCAUUCUUACCGAUUCCGGCGGCCCCUGCACCGUCGGCGAUUGCACGCCGCUGCCAUCCAGAAACUCUUCCGCCGCCGGCCCCGGCCCUGAGUGCAAGUUCGACGGCAACCCGGGGUACCAGCGCUGCCUGGAGCGAACCAAGAACGACCUCGUCGUGGCCACGGCCGCCGCGGCUGUCGUCGGCAGCUUCGCCAUGGGGGCGGUGGCGAACCUCCCCCUGGCGCUGGCGCCGGGCAUGGGCGCCAACGCCUACUUCGCCUACGACAUGGUGGGCUUCCACGGUUCUGGUGGAGUCCCUUACGAGACCGCCCUCGCCGCCGUUUUUCUCGAGGGCUGCAUCUUCCUCGCCCUCUCCCUGCUCGGCCUCCGCUCCCGCCUCGCCCGCCUGAUACCCCGCCCCAUCCGCCUUGCCUCCGCUGCUGGCAUCGGCCUCUUCCUCGCCUUCACCGGACUCCAGGCCCAGGUGGGCGUCGGCCUGGUGGGUCCCAGCCCCUCCACCCUCGUCACCCUGGCCGCCUGCUCCCGCACCGACCCCACCACCGGAGACUGCCUCGGCGGCACGCUGCAGAGCCCCACCUUCUGGCUCGGCGCCGCCGGUUUCCUCCUUUCCGCCAUGUGCCUCACUCGCAACGUCAAGGGCGGUACCAUCUCGGGCAUCGUCUUCGUCACCGUCGUCUCCUGGAUCCGCGGCACCGCCGUCACCGCCUUCCCCGACACCGAACAUGGGAACGCCAAUUUCGACUAUUUCAAGAAGAUCGUUGACUUCCAUGUCAUCCAGACCACCGCCGGGAGGAUCAGCUUCACCGGCUUCUCCCGGAAAGAGGUGUGGCUGGCUGUGGCGACGCUGCUCUACGUCGACGUCCUCGACACCACGGGGUCGAUGUGCUCGAUGGCGGAGUACGGCGGGUUCGCGGACGGCGAGGGCGGGUUCGAGGGCGAGUACCGGGCGUUCGCGGUGGACGCGAGCGCCACCAUCGUGGGCGCAGCGCUGGGGACCACCACCGUGACGACGUACAUCGAGUCCACGGCGGGGCUACGGGAGGGCGGCCGGACAGGGGUGACGGCCAUCGCGGUGGCGGUCCUCUUCGCCGGCUCUCUCUUCUUCUCGCCGCUACUCACGAACGUGCCGCCGUGGGCGGUGGGGCCGUCGCUGGUCCUGGUGGGGGCGAUGAUGAUGCGGGUGGCGAGGGAGGUGGAGUGGGCGGAGGCGAAGGAGGCGGUGCCGGCGUUCCUCACCAUGAUUCUGAUGCCGCUCACGUACUCGAUCGCGUACGGAAUCAUCGCCGGCGUCGGGACGCACAUAGUGCUGCACCUGUUCGACGGCGUUGCGGCGGUCCACGCAUGGGUCUCGAGCUUCCGGAAGAAGACGAACCACAAGGCCGACGGCGAUCAAAUCACGGCUACAGAACAGAACAUCGCACAAACUGUUUGAUUAAAUUUUUUCAUAAUUCUAAUUAUUUUAUUGACGACUACAACUCUCAGAUU
This is a messenger RNA of Zingiber officinale, 1673 nucleotides long. RefSeq names its product adenine/guanine permease AZG2-like. NCBI's taxonomy places the organism in Eukaryota, Viridiplantae, Streptophyta, Magnoliopsida, Zingiberales, Zingiberaceae. The transcript has a single exon. Gene Ontology annotation, cellular component: plasma membrane. Gene Ontology annotation, biological process: transmembrane transport. Bases 1 to 1620 code for a protein of 539 amino acids. Gene Ontology annotation, molecular function: purine nucleobase transmembrane transporter activity. The record is from RefSeq and is a predicted model, not a curated record.